Patiria miniata (bat star) is the source of this 4086-nucleotide messenger RNA. Its product is annotated as protein PHTF2-like. NCBI's taxonomy places the organism in Eukaryota, Metazoa, Echinodermata, Asteroidea, Valvatida, Asterinidae. The coding region runs from base 339 to 2966 and encodes 875 amino acids. The transcript is spliced from 18 exons. Gene Ontology annotation, cellular component: endoplasmic reticulum. The record is from RefSeq and is a predicted model, not a curated record.
CCUAUAGAAAUCUAGGUCACCGGUCGGUACGAUGUCAUUAUUAUUCUUCACAUUGUGCAUUCGCUCAGCUCAGCUGUAUUUUUUGUUGGUUCCUGGAAAUCGUGAAUUUACCAUCUUUUCAACACCCACUCGAAACCUGAAGCAUACAAGCGGAGUCUUGAACAACUGAGAACGAUUAAAGACUUCACUCUCUUAUUUUUGCCGGGUGGUUUUGGAACAUGCACAAUAGGAACAGCAACAAAUUCUGAAGUAAGCAAGGAAAAAAAACCAAAAAGACUUUUCCAAGAUGGACACCAGUCGUCCCUGACACAGCGCUUCACUGUUUCCGACACAUUGCUAUGGUUGUACGAGUCAAAAGGGCAAAGGUCAAGCGUCUCCACAGGUCGUCUAGUCGGCUGUCAGAAAUGCUUGGGUUUUCGGGAAUCAAUGCAGCGAUUUCCGGCUUCCAAGAACAGAUCGGUGCGUAUGACAAAGAACUAUGGGAGGAGCAUGUUGAAAUCAAAGAGCUGAAUAUCCAGGGUCUAGCUGCACACAGUAUCCCCUUGCGGACUGGUCGGCUAAAAACUGAACUGAUUGACAUUGACCUUGUCAGAGGUUCGACAUUCACUAAAGCCAAACCAGAGCAUUCGUUAGGGGCCAGUGCUCGCAAAGGACUAAUCAGGGUUGUAUUUUUCCCCCUCUACUACCGAUGGUGGAAGCAACAGCUGUCAAAAUGGAUGCUGGUGUGUUUGUUGGUGCUGUAUGUCCUCCAGUUAUUCUCCUGCACUGUAUAUUUUGCGUAUUCGCCAAAUGAUGGACAACAGCCGAUUUUUUUCACUGAGGUGUUCACGCCUGUUAUCCUGGCCUUAGUGCUGGGCACCGUCUACUCGCUGGUAGUCUGCACCACCGUCAAGAAAUCUAGAGCGUUGCGUCGCCGAAUGACUAGGCGAAGCCGUCAAGUCAAGACCAAACAGCGUAAAGCCACGUCUGAUGAAGGCUCAGGCAACUACUCGAAGAAACGCGGAAUGCGACGCAGCCAGUCCCUGCCCUGCACAGCCGACACCUACUUCCAGAUGCGCCAGGCGCGCCGCAACAUCACGCGCCGUUUUUCGCGGCCGGGGAUCGUUGUGGAAGACAGCGCCACGGGGCGCCGGGAGAGCCUGGUUGAAGGCAUGGACGAGGCGAGCGUGGAAGACGGCCUUGGGAUGUCGGGUACCACUGGCGGGAAACCGGUGAAAUACAUCCAGUGUAUUGAAGGCGACGAGACGACCGGUUUCACGGAAGAAGACUUCACCCUCUUGGGAAAGCCAAUAGAAGAGUCCAACAUCGCCGGCGAAAUUCUCCUACCAGACCAGGACCCGAAUGCCGACGCUGCCAUCGUUUUCACAACAUCACGUUCUGAUUCCCUCCUGGCAGCAGAAGAGCCUGAGGUCAAAGGUCAGGGGUCAAGUGAGCCAGCAGAGGAGAGCCAGGGUUACGUGACCCAGAAGCCGGGGGCAGAAGUCGGGACCGUUGAGAUCUCAAACGUGUCUCUACUUGAACGAGCCCAAAAAUCCUCGGUCACACACUUCAGCGAUGACGUCUCGGACAACCCCCAUCAUGCCUCGGACAGCGAAGGCCCCACGGAGGACAUGGAGGACAGAGGUCGGGAACGCAGCCUGAGAGGUCGCGCCGGGGUCAGGAAAGGUCGGCGCAAGCGGCAGGAGUAUGGGAGCUCCAACGAUUCCGACAUGGACACACGACCAGUCCGACAAUGCAAGUCACUAAUGGAGGAUCCCCAUCUAAGAGGCCCGUCCCGGUCCGGCGAUUCAGACAUGGAUGACCCAAGCUGGGGCGAGACUGCGGAAGAGGUGUCCUCUUCAGGAACGUCUAGCGAGUCGAGCGAGAGUGAUUCCUCUGACUCGGACAACGAAAAGAACGAGGAGAUUCCACACUUUGAAGAUCCGUUCAAACUCUUGCCGGCGACUGUUACGAGCACGCCAAGCGCUUGCACUAACACAGAAAAGAUCCGCGUACGCAUCUUCGAAGGCAACGAGUGUAAGAAGACCGAUCUGAGCGUGCUCGAAAUCAGCUGCUACAUCAACACCAAGGUUCACAACACACGCAGCAGCUGCGACUACAUCCUCAUUGGCGCCCUCUGUGCUGCCAUCCUGGCCAGCAUACCCAUCAGUUUCAGAUUGCGUGGCGUGUCCUUUCUGGACUUCGAUCUAUCUUGGCUGACCUAUUCCCGGCUCCAGAGGGCAGCAGAUUCUUUUCGGCUCAACACGGCCGCCUACAUCGUGAUAGGACUCUGCAGCAUGGAACGCUUCGCGCUUAGUCUCAUGUUCUUUUUCCUGUUGUCCGUCGCUGAGAAAACUUAUAAACAGCGUUGCCUUUUCGCAAAGUAUUUCUCCCACCUUACGUCAACCCGCCGAGCUCGCAAGUCGGGCCUACCCCACUUCCGUCUGGACAAAGUCAGCAACAUCAAAGCGUGGCUUUCGCUGAGGUCGUUCCUCAAGAAACGUGGACCCCAGCGCUCGAUUGAUGUCAUUGUGUCGUCAGCGUUCAUGCUGACCCUAUGCCUGAUGUCUGUGCUGUGCGUUGAGAUGCUUCAGAAAGAGUUCAAGUUCCUGUCCCACCUCUUCAACUGGGAGCUGAUUGCCUGGACGUUCUGCAUGUGUCCGUUCCUACUUAGGUUCAUGACGCUGGGCUCCAACAUCAACCAAAAGUUCCGCAACACGUCUGUGCUAUUAACUGAACAGAUUAAUCUCUAUUUGCACAUGGAGAAAAAGCCACACAAGAAGGAUGAUCUGAUGCUGGUGAACAACGUACUUAAACUUGCCUCUAAACUCCUUAAGGAAAUCGAGACUCCCUUCAAGAUUGCCGGCAUGGCUAUGAACCCGGUUCUCUACAACAUCACAAGAGUUGUGGUCUUGUCGGCUUUCUCUGGCGUCCUCACCGAGCUGCUGGGGUUCAAGUUGAAGCUUUGGAAGAUCAAGGCCACAUGAGGGAAAUAUUCUCAGAAGGGUAGCCACGUUCAUUUAUGGCAGCCAUAUGCAUAUCAGUAUAUCCAAUCAAAGGGGCAGACAUUUGUGUCAAGUAAAACAAAUCAAUCAAAGCUGAACUCUGAUUGGCUGACACAAUUGUUAAUAUCCAAUGGAAUGUAUUCAUGAGUUUCCACCUGGUUUGUUCCUGAAGAUAAAUCAAAAAUGUCGACACCUGUCAAAAAUAUGUAAAUUCUAUUUAAUAAAUAUAAUAUAUAACCAAAAUAUUCAGCAUUUGUUAUAAUUGUUGUGUCGACUUAGAAGCCUGCCAAAGAAAUUAUAAAAAUUCUUGACAGUUGCGGUGAAUGUGUAAGUGAUUUUUGUUGGUUGGUAGAUAUGACCAAUCAAAUUGCAUCAUUGGAACAGCUUUAUGUAAUGAGGUUUCCUAUUGGUUGACCUCAAGAUGUGUUGUUAUGGAUUGACCAAUCACAGGUUGUGACAUUGAGUCUCAAAAAAAUUGCAUUGAAACAACAGCCUCAAUUGGUUGGCUAGGGUUGCCAAGAGUCCGUGAUGUUCCAUUAACCAAUCACAAAGACCGUCUCUUAGACUGACAACAGCAUUUUACUAAGUAAGUUUCUAAUUGGUUGGGAGCUGGUUUUCGCAACUGAUUUAAAGAGUAAAUGUAUAUUAACAUUUAGCAAUGAUUAUUGAAAGUCUGAUUUCAUUGUUACCUAAAAUGAACAAAAUCCCAAAGAUAUUUGCGAUGUUUGUAAUACAUUGUAUGUUGUAUUGCCGUGGCUGUAUUAUUAUUUUUUAACUUUUAAGCAACGUUCUUUUGCAGAACAUUGGUAAUGUUAUUGUUUUGUAAAAUGCAAUGAAUUUGUGUCGGAGUAAAUAUCUAAAUUUGUGGUGCUUUUUAGCAAAUUGUCAAGACAGGUGUUUGUUUUCUCCGUCUUACAUGUAUUUAUAUGAAAAUACUCUUAGUAUUAUUGUUUUGAAGGAAUGUUUGCACAUAACUUUUUUUGACGUGACAUUGUUAUUUAAAUGAGUUUGUUGUUAUAUUUAGCACUGUUUUCUAGUGCUCAAAGGCAAAAAAAAAUUAAAAUUUUGAGAUUCUUACCCAAACAAAUUCAUCAAAGUGCUA